GCCGAGAGCCGAGCAGUCAACAGGCGCAGAUCAGUCGCAGUUCGCUUGUCAGUCGCGUCGCGUCGCCUCGCCAGCUGUGUGGGUGUCUAGCCAAGUCUCUGAGUGAUCCGAGCAGCUGUAUCUGUAUCCAAAUACAUAACUGUAACUGUAUCUCUGACAAAAGCCGCGCAGCCGUCGGCAAACACUGUUGAGCGAAAUGAGCGCCGAUACGAACACGGAACGCGCCAAGCCCGUGGAGACUUUAGUCCUGGCCAACUAUGCCCUGAAGGCCGAGCAGAAACGCGCCGCCGGCCAAGGCGGACGCAAGGAGGAUGAGCGCAUCACCAGCGCCGUCAUGAAGGUCCUGGAGGGAUACGAUUGGAAUCUGGUCCAAGCCUCCGCCAAAGCACCCUCCGAUCGCAAAAAGGAGCACAUCAAGCGACCUAUGAACGCUUUCAUGGUCUGGGCCCAAGCAGCACGUCGCGUCAUGUCCAAGCAAUAUCCGCAUCUGCAAAACUCGGAGCUGAGCAAGUCGCUGGGCAAACUGUGGAAAAAUCUGAAGGAUAGCGAUAAGAAGCCGUUCAUGGAAUUCGCCGAGAAGCUGCGCAUGACGCACAAGCAGGAGCAUCCCGACUAUAAAUAUCAGCCGCGGCGCAAAAAGGCUCGCCUCAUGCCACAGUCGGAGGCAGCGGGCACGGCAGCAACUGUUGCUGCCACGCCAGCAACAACCACAGCAGCAGCAACAGCAACUUCUACUACGGCGCGUCGCAGCUCCGGCGGCCAAGCACCGCAGCGCCGCACGAGCAAGGCCAGCAACAACAGCUGCGCCAGCUCCACUCUCUGCAGCGCCAGCAACGGCAGCAACGGCAGCAAUGGCAGCACUGCCACCAGCACCAGCGACGUCUUCAGCAACGAGGCAUUCAUGAAGUCGCUGAACAGCGCCUGCGCGGCCAGCCUGCUGGAGCAGGGCCUCUCGCUGGGCAGCGAAACGGAGCGCGGGCUGCUCGACUCGCCGUGCUCGACGGCCAGCUCGAUGUCAUCGCUGACGCCGCCAGCCACGCCCUACACGGGCGUCGCCAAGCAGACGACGGGCAACAGUUUGCUGCUGCGGCAGCUGAGCGAGCCGAGCAGCGGCGGCGGCGCCGGCAACAACAACAACGACUACGGCGUGCUGCUGGACGCGGGCCGGGAAUAUAUUGCGCUGGGCGAGCUCAACUACACAGCACAGAACGGAAACGGAGUGAGUGUGGGCGUUGGCGUGGGCGGUGUGCAGGAGAUGGACUUUCUGGAGAACAUCAGCGGGUAUGGCUACGGCACGCGUGGCAGCUACACCAGCUACGGCUACAACGGUAGCAGCUUUCCAGCUGCCGGCGCGGCAUCAGCGUCACACGCCAAUGGAGCGCUAAAUUACUUGGGCAAGCCGGCGGCAGUCGACAUUGAUCCCAAGGAAAUGGACCAGUAUCUUAUGGAUCAAAUGCUGCCCCUAACGCAGCAGCAUAUGCCGAACGCGCCCGCCGCUGUGGCCGCACACUCGCCGCCGCUCAACUCAUCCGCCUCGCUGUCUUCGGCCUGCUCCAGCGCCAGCUCCCAGCCCGUCGAGUGCCUGGCCUCCCCGGGCGCCUACUACGACCACAUGGGCAGCUACCCAGCGCAGGCCCAGACUAAUAAUAUUGGCUAUGCACACUAUGUGCCUGAAUCCCCACAGCAGCAGCAGCAGCAGCAGCAACAUGAUCAACAGCAACAGCUGUCGCAGCAGCAGCAACAGCAGCAGCAACAUCUUUGGGGCACUUAUGUGAAUCCCUAAGCCACUUCAUUUGCUGCUGACCUUUACGGGAGCAGUCCGUGGCUUUCGUUUAUUGCUUUAUUGUGUCGUGCAAUCGUCGGAGCAUGUUGUGCAAUUUAAGCUAAUCGCAGCUAUUCUCGUUUAUGGCCAAAUCGUAGAUGCAGCCUCCAAUAGCCAACAUUGAUGAAUGCACAAACGAUGCUCGACACUCAUAGCACUAUUUACGAGCAUUCCCCACUUGCAAAUUGGAUACCAUUGUGCCAUGACAGUUGCGUAGCAGAGCAGAAUUGAUAUGAAAAUGGCAUCGGUUACCAUUUUCGUUAGCCAAAUUGGGUAGGGACGCAGGGGGUGGGUCGGGGUAAGCGAGAAGUUUAUUAUUAUUGAAUCGAUUGCUUGGCUUUCAUUCGAGUGACAUUCAGAUGCUGCAUGCGUGCAUAAAUCUUUAUUUAUUCAAUCGCCAAUUCAUGAACGAGCACUCCGAGCAAAAGAUGUGCAUUCGCUCUUAGUACAAUAGUUGCUUGAUCUUAAGAGUUAUCGAUAGGGACUUAGUCUAAGAGUAUCAAAA
This is a messenger RNA of Drosophila navojoa, 2327 nucleotides long. It is a transcript of the gene Sox100B, whose product is annotated as SRY-box transcription factor 100B. Lineage: Eukaryota; Metazoa; Arthropoda; Insecta; Diptera; Drosophilidae. The record is from RefSeq and is a predicted model, not a curated record. Gene Ontology annotation, biological process: regulation of transcription by RNA polymerase II. Gene Ontology annotation, cellular component: nucleus. Gene Ontology annotation, molecular function: DNA-binding transcription factor activity, RNA polymerase II-specific; RNA polymerase II cis-regulatory region sequence-specific DNA binding.